AUGAGUGCACACCAGGUAAUCACUGGGGCUCUAAAUCAGGGUGAGCAUGUCUUCUCUGUUUGCUCCGUCGAUGGGAUCAGCUUUACGGUAUGCGCCGUCGGGGCAAAUAUCGUCAUUUUGGGAGCAAAUUUCGAGCGAGUACAAGUCAUUCCUGGGAUUGGAAAAGAUGAUUGCCAUAUUGUAAGCAGUGUCAGCACAUGUCAAGACACUGGAAAGAUUGCCGCUACUUAUGGAAAUGUUAUCCGCAUCUUUGAGCCCUCCCAUCACAAAACGGAAAAACCGAGAAAUCUGCUCGACUACAAAUGGUUUGAAACACAUUCCCUCCGAGUCAAGGGUCCUGUAUCGUCUGUAAUCUGGAACUAUGAAGGACAACGCCUUCUCGUGGCCAUCCGGAACGAGCUUCUCUUGUACCAACAGCGCUGCAAUUUGCAAAAUCAUGCCUCUGAAGCCCCAGUCACCUUUACAAUUCAGGAAGAUCAACACGUUGCAGCGGACGACUGGCAAAAGCUAUGGUCUAGGGCCCUAAAAGCUCCGCCAAAAUUUAUCAGAUAUUCCCCGGAUGGCUUUUUCUUUGCAACAUGUGGAGAUGAAGAAUCGAUCGUGAAGAUUUGGUACGAAAUACUUGAUGAGGCCACAAAUACCGUAUCGUUUUCGUUUUACCCGCUCUACCAUCCGAACCCUAUUACUGGGUUUGAGUGGAGACGUGUUGGAAGAUAUAUGCCGAGAAAAUGCGUUUCGAAUGUGUUGAUUACUUGGUGUUCCGAUAAUACAUCAAGGAUAUGGAAGGAAACUCCCUCGACCGAAAGUUUGAUGUUCGAACUAAACAACGAAACGGAGAAUGUUGCCCCGCAUGCAAAUGAGAAGAAGGGCCAUGGAAAAUUCAAGCACAACGUGAAGAGGGCUCGCAACAAGAUUCUAAGGAAAUUCCAUCAUAUCCGAGAAAAGAAUGACGCAGCGACAAAAGCUGAGAGCCAGAUUUCGAGGAUUUCGUCGGUUUCCGACUUUAGUCAGCAGGCACAAACUUCACAACCCGGACACAUUCAGUUCCAUCUAUGCGCUUCGAUUAAUGCCGAGACCGAUUGCCUACUCGUCCCUACAAUGGAAGGCGUUAACACCCUCCGCAAAACCUUUGCAGUUCACUGGAUGAACAAUAAGGAAAUUGUGUACAGUCAAGGAGCGGAAAAAUUCUUUGCCGAGAUGUUGUUCGCCGAUUUCCGGGAUAUGAAAAGCACUUCCCCGGUGCCUCCAUCGCAAGAGCUCUCUGAGGUGACCAAUACACCAGACCUUCUUUCCCCAGAGUUUGGCCAGAAUUUCUCCUCAAAACCACCCAGCGUUCAUCAUGAAGAAAGCGAUUCCAUGACUGGCUCCCAAACCAAAGAUCGUCUGGACGCGAAUUUGGAGCGGAUGCUACGACAAUGGGCCAAGAGUAACGACAUUUUAUUUGCCGUUCAUCCGGUUGAUGGGAGUUUGCUGACAUGGACCAUCGAAUGGUUGGACGAUCCACGACGUCAACCAUCCGUCUCUUUUUCAUCGCGUUUCCCGGGUACGUUCCCAAUUACGGAUGCAGCAUCAUUACGAACAACGCUGCACACAUUCAACCCGUACACUCCAGUGUAUUUUGAUGUGCUCCACAAAUGCCAUAAUGACGCUGAAGCCAAUGCCCACCUUCUUGAACGCUAUCAAAGCCAUUCCAUCUACAUGCUGACUAACCAUUCAAAUGGCACCCUGAAUUUGUGGCAGCUAACAAUGGAUGAAAAUUCGCAAUACACCACCGUGCUGAACAUUAUGCAUAUCAGCCGGAUGUGCGGUCAUAGGUUCCAAAUUAACGAGAUUCUUCCCCAUCCCGUUCUUCCACUCGUCAUCACAACAUCACAUUUUACUGCAACUGAGCACAUUGGAGAAAACGAGCGGAAAGAUAGUUUGUCGGAGGCGAUCCUAUGGAAAAUCUCGUCUGUUGGUCCGCUUUGUCGAAGCGGUGGUGUAUCGGAAUUGGCAAAAGUUGCCGCCCAUUCAGCCUUUUCUUUCCAACACAUUGCCUGGGUACCGGCAAUCCUCCCAAGUAGCACUCUGGGCACGGUGUGUAACUCACCAUCUUCCUGCUUUAUCGCCACAAAUGGAACCGAUCUGGUGCUCUAUCAAGCCGUGGUCGAUGCUCGUUCACUACUUGCUGAAAUCUACAACGCCAAGAAAACGAAGGAAGACGACGAUGAAAAGGCAAAGAGCACCUCGAUGUUGCUCCCCAAUGGGACGGCGCCCGACACAAAUAUGUCCGAUGCGUUCAAGAUCGUUUCCACGCAAUCAGCUGCAAAACCGGGAUGUGUGAUUGAGAUUGGGAAGCUGCAAAAAGCCCUGCCUACCGGAAAAAUCUUGUUCUUCCACGUCUACAACGAAAGAUUGGUGAUUGAAGAUAAUGACCGAGAUGUUGAUGAGCCUUUGGCCAAUAUCAGCUUGAUCAAUGACCGCACUCGUGCACCAUCAUUCAGCGAUCGAUACUUUAUUGUGGUUGUUGUGAAGGAGGCUUCUGUCGAUAGACUCUUGAUGUUUGCGCUAAAUCUUGCUUCCCAGCAGGCAACGCCAAUUCCAAUCCUGGAUUCUGAAAACCUGCCGGAUAACAAGGGAUUCCUACGUCCAGCCAGCCCAGUACCGCCAUCUGUCGCCUCACUCCAUACCGAAUUUACAAAAAUCUGCGAUCAACCAAUUGUGCUGGCGAAUGAAACAAGGAUUAUCGCAGCAGUGCCUGCCGCAGGCCAUCUCUCCUCAUCCUCCUUGUAUCCAGCUUGCAAGGCUCCAUAUGUGUUGAUGACGGCCUGCGACGACGAUAUGAUCCGCUUCUGGAAGUGCACCCAACCAGAUCCGACCAAGGGAAUCCACGAAUUUCGUUGGAAAGAAUGGAGAAUGAUUUCUGAUUCCAGCCCAUCAUUACUCGAAAUUGAUGGCCCGGUCUACGCCCUUGCGGCUGCACACUCCGGAAGGCUAGCUUGCGCCUAUGAUUCAAGAACAUCCUCCUAUGGAGCUCACGAUCGCCCGACAAAAAUUGACAUCGGGAUUUUCGAAUGCGAGUCGUCUGGUGGUGUGGAAUGGAUGCGGGAGGACUUGAUAACUAUUGAUCAUAUUGAUUUCCCCCAAGUUCGGCCACCAAAUGUCGACGACUACUCCUCGACAGCGCGAGGUAUGCGUGAACAAGCAGCCCAGGGAUGGGCCGCCAUGCAUCCCGCACUCAUUGCUAGUGGAUCAUUGUCGUCUCGUGCAUCAUUGACGCGGCCUCGUUCCGGACUCUUCGAAAUGCUCCAUGCUUCUGCCUCGCGCACCGGCCUCAACCAGCAUCAUCUCCACCACGGCCCACAUGAAGAGCAUCUGCUUGAUGGGCUUCUAGCCCAGUCCACGGCCUCCCAUGUGCAUGUGCCGCAAUAUGACACAAUCAAGCGUGUGCUAAGUACCUCUACGUUGAAGGCACAAGAAACCUUUGAUAAUCUGCCGAUCUCGGAUAUGAUCCGGAUUGACUGGGUAUCAACCGAGGAUGGCGGGCAUAUUUUGACUGUAGCUGUCGCGUCGAAGAUCUAUUUGUACACCCAGGUGUCGCAGGACCAAGCUCAAAAGAACGUUGUGGCGAUGAGGGACACAGAAGUGAGCAUCCGGCGGCCAAGUCUGAGAAAAUCGAGCAGCUUGGCUGCUCCAGAACACAUGCAAAACAAAUUGACUCGUUGGGUAUGCACGAGGAUCUUCGACCUAAACUCUGCUGAUGGUCUACCGCCACUCCCCACCUCACUCCAAUGGGCCAGAGACGGGAUUCUUAUUGUGGGGAUGCAGACCGAGAUGAGGUGCUACAACCAAUGGAACCUAAAGCCGAAACAGGCUCCGAAAGCUGUGGCUCCUCUGCCGGUCAAUGCCAAACGAAAGGGAACUGGCACCAGUACCCUAGGCAUCAGCCCAUCGCAUUCGAUGCUGGACCAACUUGGGAAGAAGACCAAAGACCAUGACCGUAUGAGGACGAAGCUGUUGAUCGAAGCCGCGAAACAUUCUCACACGGCCGCUCCAAUCCCGGACCUUGAACCUUCGGAAGAACAAAAUCUAGUGGAAGCCUUUUCCGGAUUUGGUCUCUUCGAAUUCGCUCGAAAUGCAUCGCCAAUCCUCCCGCAGUACCACCCAAAGCAGCUUCUUGUAUUGCUGAAUGCGGGCAGAACUCGACGAGUGAAAGCGAUCCUGCUGCAUGUGCUGAACAACGCCAAACCAACGAACCAUUGGCAAGAGCUGCAUCAAUCCGGAGGAUGUCUACAGUCGAUCAUGACAGCGGCCCUCGGACUGUCGAUGGACGAAGCGGCUGAUUAUGAUGAAAUCGAUGAUAUCUCGCCCCUCCCACUUUACGCUUUAUUGGCGGCGGACGACCUGGAUGAUAAUGAUGAUGUCAAGGAGAAGGCGGAAGGGUUACAUGAAGAACUUUUUACCGAUGAAGUCGAGGAAAACCUGGAUGACUUGUUGAACCAGGAUGAUCAUGAAGGCCGAGAGCGAUUAUCCUCAACUGGCUCCGAAAUGGGCUCACAGCGUGACGGUCCACCACCGGCCAUCAUCUUUUCGACAAAGCACAACAGAGCAUUGACCGAGUUGCUCACACAUACUCAUCUGCCUGGCCUAUCAUCUGUGGACCAAAUGCAUCUACUGGCUAUCGCAGACACCUUGAGUCAUUUCAACCCAGAUGCCAUCGACAAGCUGACCCAAGCUAAUGCCUCGAUGAAACCGGCUGUGCAGUCAGUGCUCGGGGAGCAUGCCGAAGCUGGUGGAUAUGCAGCGGCCGCAGGAGGCAUAGAUACUGUAGACGAGUGCGGCCUUAGAUUCUUGAUGUCAAUGAAGCAACACGAGUACUUGCUGCUUUGCCUUCCGAUGAAGCAGAAGCAGCAGUUGAGGGUACGCGGUCUCUCCUCAGCCCACGUCAUCUGGGCCCAACAUUCCGAGACCGAAACUGAACUUCUCAACGCCAUUCCCUGUCUCCAAAAAUCAAAUCCAACCUGGGAAGAACUGAAAGGGUUGGGCAUAGCAUGGUGGUUGAAGAAUACGGCUUCAUUGAAGGUUUGCGUGGAAAAGCUUGCCGCGGCGGCCUACAAGCAAAACCAAGACCCGAUGGAUGCUGCUCUCUACUGGCUGGCUAUGAGGAAGAAGAACAUGCUCACGAUCCUGUUCAAGAAUGCUCGCGACACGAGAAUGUCUGGGUUCUUCAUGAGCGACUUUUCUGAUCCAUUCCAUCGGAAGACAGCCGAGAAAAACGCGUUUGUUUUGAUGAGCAAACAGCGUUUCAUGCAAGCUGCCGCGCUGUUCCUUUUGGCCGAACGCCUUGUUGAUGCUCUUAAGGUGCUUAUUGACAAGCUGCACGACAUUCAAUUGGCCAUGAUUGUGUUGCGAUUGUAUGAGCAGGAUCCGGACAAGCAGCAGGCUCACCUUAAGGAAAUACUGUGCAAAGAAAUUCUUGGGCAAACCGUGGAAGAAUUUGAGGAGGCGCGUGGAGAUGUGGAUGAGGAUACGGUGUUGUCGAGAGACGCGUCAAAGGAUCCUUUCAUUCGCUCGAUGGCCUAUUGGCUUCUGCGUGAUUAUGCAAAAGCAGCACAUACUCUUGUGGAGGAAGCAUCAUCUGAUCGUCUCGAUAGCAACAGUGAUGGUCGUCACGAACAAUUCACCCUCAGCAAUAUCUUCAACUUCUACACCUAUCUCCGCCUCCAUCCUCUGGUUGUUAGACAAAAACUGACUGAUGCCGGAUCGCAGAUCGGGUCGACCGAAAAAUUCUUGGCCGUUGCCCGGCAAAUGGAGCUCAUGCUCACCCCAGCCGAACGAAGACUGUUCUUUAGGACUUCAGCUGAACAUAUGGCUCAUGGGUGCCCGAUGUUGGCGUUGGACGUCCUUUCUCGACUUCCAAAACACAUCCACAUUUCCAUGCCCGGCAAUGAAUCUAUUCGAGCAAUCUUGAAUUCAGAGGGUGCAUCAGCCAGUGGGGCUUCAGAAAAACAGCCAGCUGAAACGGUUGCGAACGUCGAUUGGUCACAGCCGGCCAACGUUGUGGCGAAGGAUGAACUGGAAUUGGAUUGGGGCGAUGAUGACGAUGACGAAGAGGACGAAGAAACGGCCGUUGUAGCGCCCGCUGCUGAACCCACACCCACAGUCGUCGAAGACAAAGUGACCAAUGGACCGGUGGUUGUCCUCCCAGAAGGGCCUUUGGAUAUCAUCGCCCAGCAGCUUCGAUUUAUCGCUAGUCUUCGAAUUCUGACCGAAGAACUGAGCACACUAGCGGGUGGCUUUGUGGUCGACGGGGGACAGUUGCGAUUCCAGCUAUUUGCUUGGCUUGAGAAAGAAGUCGAGGUACUAAAGACGCUGUGCGAUUAUCAAACGGCGGAAGCUGGAAUUGAAAUUGAUGGGAUUGAUGAGACGUACGAUUCUUCCUCGAGAAGCCAUUCGCCACUUCCAAUGCAUGAAGCUCUGAAGAACGACCGUACCGAAUAUAACAAUCGUCUCCAGCUAGGCAUCAGGCGAAGAAAAUGGCUUGGGUCAAACCAGAAGCUGCUCAGAUCUUUCACCUCAUUCUGCCAACUUCAAAUGGCGCAAAACCACCGGCUGACCUCUGCCCUCAUGGAGCUUUUGUUGCUAUUACUGGAAAUCCAAGCUGACAAUGGACCAUGCAAAAUCAAUGAUUCGAACGCAUUCCCACUGCUCGUAUCGACGGUAUCCCCGCAGCGAAUGUUCGUCGCCUCACCAUUGGCAUUCAUCGAGACUCAAUGCCAUGAUCUCCUCUCCUCAAUCUCAAAUCUUUCCGAUGUCCCUCAACUCAAAGAAUCUUCGCUCUCAAAAUAUUCAAAACUUUACGGGAUCUCGCUUGGGCUUUCUUCUUGCCUCUACCAAUCGCUCAGUGACGCCGACUAUGCUAAUUCCCACAUUCUCAGGCAGUAUUCUGGUGCGACCAGUGGAAUCCUGACACGAAGAACCCGCCAUCUUUCCGUCAGCGAUGACGUCCGAGUCUCGACUUCCCCAGCCAGAUGGCCAGGUGUCGAUACCCUGGUGGCACUCCUUGGCCGCGAGCGCGACGAUGAAGCUCCGAACCUCCGCCUUCUGCUCGUAGAAUGCUUCAUUUCAAUCAUCAUGUCGCUAUUCACCUACUCAAUGGCAUCUUAUGAUGCUCGCUGGCUCUACCGCCUCUCCAGCCACUCCAUAGGCCCAAAAGAGUUCGCGGCAAUUUUUGGUGGUGGAGGCGAGAAGCGGAUGAAGGCGGUACCUCCAGCUCGGCCACCAAGACCAUCCCGUCCAUCCUCUGGAUCAGUAUCCUCAGAUACAGCUACCGCGGAACAAACAUCAUUAGACUCGAAUACGCUUAGAGCCAAGCUACAUGCAAAGGUGUUUGGAGCUGAUGCUCAAGGAACCUCGAACAGACCGGCCGUCACCCCGAUCAUCGAGCACACUCUGCUCAAAUGGGUACCACCAAAUCGUAACAUCGUGCAGCUGCUGUCUGAAAAGUCGGCAAAUGAGAUGGGCGUUGACUAUGACUCGGACACCGACAGUGAAGCAGAUGCUCAUGAUGAUGAAGAUCGAGAUGACGAAGGAUUCUGCACAGCCGCCGACCCUGAUUCUUAUUCUUGGGCCAUAAUCCGAUUGGCUGUGGUUGAGCAGAUGAUCGCUAGGCUGAAACAAUUCCUGGUGCUGUCCGGGUUUGAUCCGACAGAGAUAGCUUCCGUCGCCCCAAGAAUUGCAUCAACGCUCCAAGUUCUUUGCAACUGGUCUGUGGAGCUGUCGCAAGAACUUCGCAUGAGGGCGGACGUCACACCGGAAAUGAUCCUGCCUGAUCCUCAGCUCGUGGGAUCUGAGAACGACACAUCUCUCGCCAAAUAUCGGUCGAUUUUGGAGGCCGAGUCCAACACUCCUUUCGAAUCUGAGGACCAACGAGUACUCCCCGUGAAGCGUCUCUGGUCAUACUUGGUCCGACAAGAAAACCUUGUCGGCAUCUUCAUCCGACAUAUUUUUAAGAAAGACGAUGCGCACUCACAAAAAGAUCGAAACGACGCGACAAUGCAAGAAACGGAAAGCCUCCAGGUCCAGCAGGCUCAUCCCUACAAGAUCAUCCAUAAGGAGAACGAACCGAUCGUUGCAUUUGCUGUCAAUCGGGAUAAGCCUGGCUGGUUGGUGGUUUCAACAGGCCGAGAACUUCAAGAGAUGGAUAUCUCAAAAUUACUAGAUGAUGCUUCGGCGCCUGUUUCUUGGCUAAAUAGCAGAACCGAACUCGAUGUCGAAUUUUCGAACAUACGCAAAGAUACUCUCAAGGACAACGACGACUACCAACUCUUCAAUUCCGGCAAUACCCGAGGAUCAGCCCCAAACAUGACCCUUUCCCCGUUCAUAAUUGACCGCAGUAGACUGGGCUUGCGCAAGCUCUUCAAACGGACGAUAUCUGGCAUAAGAAGGAUGGAUGGGCAUCCAGGGGCUCCAUUUUAUUUAACUGGAGCUUCUGAUGGCUCGAUCAGAAUGUGGGAAUGGGGAGUUGGUCAGCCGGUUUAUACUGCUAGAGUGGCCGGACAGCAUGCCAAGGUCGCCAAGAUCCAUUUCUCGUCAAAUGGCAGCAAAUUCGCGGCUGUUGAUGGUGAUGGAAUGCUUUGUCUAUGGCAAACCGGUCAAACGGCAGAGCAAAAGAAGCCAUUCUUUAACGUCAAGGCUCACUCAAAAUCGGCAGCCGAUGUGCGCUUCUUGGGACAAUCCUCCUCACAGCUCCUUACGGCCGGAGCAGGAGCUGGGGAUUUGAAUCUAUGCCUAUGGGACACACUGAUGCCCACUUCAAAAGCCUGCGUGCAAAAUUGGUCCUGCCAUCCGGAGGGUGCCACCUGCGCCAUCUACCUACCCGCCUCUUACUCCAUCAUUUCAGGAGGUCGCAACGGGGAAAUUGCUGUUUGGGACAUUCGGGCUCACAGCCAGAGGUCGAGCCAGAAGCUGUUUGACAGCAACCAGGCCGUGAAGACGAUUAUCUCGGACCCGAACAAUGACAUUUUGGUUGUGGGAAGUAGUGAUGGAGAUAUUAAGCUGCUGAACACCGACUACAGCCCGCAAGUCCUGCAACACUUCGCAGGCGAACAUGUUGCCAAGACUGGCUUUAGUUUCCGCCAGGUCGGCGCUAACAGCGUCCAGGGCGUGCAACAACUUUACAUGGAUUCUUCAAUGCGUCUAUUUUCUUGCGGAGCCGAUAAUUCCCUGAAAAUCCGCUCCCUUACCUUUCCACGCAACUACCACCAAUAU
Molecule: messenger RNA, 9249 nt
Organism: Mesorhabditis spiculigera
Lineage: Eukaryota; Metazoa; Nematoda; Chromadorea; Rhabditida; Rhabditidae
Source: the annotation of a GenBank genome assembly